AUGAGGCUUCUUGUAACUCUAUGCACAACCUGCGUAGUUUUACUAUCCAGCUGUGGAAGUUGUGGAGAUCCAGGCUCCCAGGGUCGAGCGACUGUCACAACUACUCCUGGCAUACCGGGUCCACCAAGUCCACAUACAAACAAAGUAGAGGCACCUGCCAGGAAUGGCCAACUCACUCCUGUUGCUACGAAUACAUCUGGCACAGUCCAAGAUAAUUCUGCUGGAUCUAAUAACUCUGACCUUGAUUUGGCUAAAGCAGAUCCAAAAAAGGUAAUUGUGGACAAGUUAGCGGAUCAAGACAUAACACACUAUAUGUACCAUCCUAAUGGAGCCACAAAGAUUCUCUCUGUAAGCUUUGGUUCAGCUAAUCUUUGGACUGCACGUCACGGUGAGAAGUUAUUGCGUGCCUAUGCAUAUCAGAAACAGGGCUGUUCCUUCCUCGCUCAUCUAUACAUUCAAAGUUCCGGUAGAUUGAUCCACAUGUUCUUUGAAAAGGGCAAUAACGGUUCUACUGAACUGAAGAUAGAAGAUUUUAGAACAAAGUAUGAGGGAAUGUUAUCGUCAAAACCAGCUGCACCAGUGAACAAAAACAGUAAAAAGAAGAAUUCAGGUAAACAGGAUAAGGGAUCUUCAGGAGUUAUUGAUAUAGAAAAUCCUGAUAACUCGCUCUGUAAAACAUUCAAAUGCGUUAUGGAUGAUGUUGACACACUUUUAUGCGUUCCGUUUUGGGGAUUAAAGGAGGUAAAGUGCGGUUCUACCAGUGUAUGGAAGGCAGACGAAGAUAAAGAAUGCACUCUUCUAAAGAUACACUAUGAUAAGGAUAAAAAACCUGUUAUGAUUCAUGCAACUGCGGAAUCUUGUUCUGAAGUUGUUGCUUAUUCACGAAUAUAUAAAAAAAGGACAUUGGGGAAAAACAAAUGGGAGAAUGUUAGGAUCUCCUACGACAAGGAACUUAAACGGUUUGCCACAGCUAGGGAUUCCGUUGAUGGAUUUGUCUUGGACGUCAGGGAUCUGGAAAAAACAGAAGAAUGUGACGUUCUUAAACUCAGUCUCUUUGGAAUGUCUACAGUGCUAUUUAUUCCAAAACCAGGGUUCUACACAACCAGAGUUACUUAUGGUGAUGUCCAACUUUAUGAAUCUAACCAGAGUAAGUGUGAAAGGGUUAAUGUUGCUUAUGUAACUCGCUACAGCUCGAGUAUUUCCCUGAUGUUCAUAGUUGUUUCAAAUAAUUCAGAUAAUAAGUCUGCUGCUGUGCAUUUUCGUAUAAAAAAAGGUGACAUGCUUCACUCCCUGGACGAGGAAACAUAUUUUAAACUAGUAAAAAGUAUGAAAACUAGGGAGCUUGGCAAUAACUACCAGAGUUAUGAUAUAUUAUCACCUGAUCCAGGAUGCCAAGUUUUGGACUCAUUUGUGGGUAGCAUACCAGCAAAGCUACUCAUUCCACCAACUGGAACUUGCAUAAACAGAUUUACAAUAGGUGACAAUAUGAUUUGGGGAGCUGCUAUCGCUUCUGAAAUUUGUGCCUUUGCAAUAACAUACCUUAGUGGAAAGGAUCCUGACAUUUUACAUGUGAUUAGGGUUAACCCUACUGGACAAGAAGAGAUAUAUUACACAAAAGAGAGUGGAUGGAAGGAAUGUAAGGAUCCUAAGAAAAGUUUGGCCCCUCUUAGAACAUCUGGAAACCCUGUAAACUUUGAGUUGGACCUGGGUUCACAGAAGUAUGAUAAUGUACAGGUAGUUGAUAUGAGAGAUUCCGUAUUUCCAUCGAUCCUCUUUGUCCCAAAGGUUAAUUCUGUUGCAACCUCUGUUAAACAUGGCCAAGACAUAAUUUUAAAUGUAGGUAACGACAGGGUUUCUCUUGUUGUACUUUACCUCAAGGAUAAGAAGCCAUUUCUCCUGUACAUACUUCUUCUAGACUCUUCUGCUAAGCCGGAACCAAAGUACUAUUAUAGAGAUGACAAUAAGUGGAAUUCUAUAAACAGUAAGGAGGACUUCAACAAAAAAUUAGCUACAAUUGCAGCUUCCAACUAA
Messenger RNA from Theileria equi strain WA, 2031 nucleotides. Its product is annotated as signal peptide-containing protein. NCBI's taxonomy places the organism in Eukaryota, Apicomplexa, Aconoidasida, Piroplasmida, Theileriidae. The transcript has a single exon. The record is from RefSeq and is a predicted model, not a curated record. The coding region runs from base 1 to 2031 and encodes 676 amino acids.